AGAAUUUGUUUGUAGUUCACAACGAAACCUGGUUCAUUAAACUGUUUUAUCAUAAGGUCUCUAAGGUUUGUAAAGUCAGAAGACAUGAAAGUUUAAUCACAGAGGAGAAGAAUUUGGUGUGUGUAACCAAUACUGAGACGAGAUGUUGGCUGCAGUGUUAGAUCUGAUUGAUGCUAUGUUAAUGUCUGAGGGGGAUUCAAAUUAAUGCCAAAUCGGAGGAUUGGGUGUUCAGUCUUGGGAAAAUUGAGUUGAGUCUUGACUGCAUGUAUAUAUGUAUGUCUCACUGAAAGUUGAUUUAUGUUGAGUGUAAUCAGAUGAGUGUGAUGUAGGAAUGUCUUCUAUGUGAUAGAAGCCUCUGAUUAAAUUUCCCGAUGCCUGACUGACUCUUUAUUAAGUGCAAGGCAGUCAUGAUAUGAUUUAUAGAAAAAAAUCGGCGAUGGGAAAGAAAAACACACCCAGCACCGAGUCUUCUUUGGAGUUGUCUGCGUCAUCGUAGAAUUAACGGUACAUUAGUGGAUACACAAAUUGUGUGUAAUGUAAAAGUUUGACAAUCAGGCCUCUCGCUCGAGUAAAAGCAUAUAUUAGCCUAAUCAUAUUUUACCCCUCUAUCAAUAUUUUAAGAGUCGACAUAAGAAGACAUUUAAAUCCAGGUGAAAGAACUGGCUGGGGCUUUUUAAACGAGCCUGACAGCAAGAUCCCUGUCAAUGGUGGGAGAUAAAUAACCACAGACUUCAGAAAGGCCAUUAUAUCAUCUGAUACUUAACAGGUGCCCUUGCAGUCACUGAUAUGACGUCUCUGUGGACCUAGAUAUUGUAACAUUUUGGGUAAACGUCCAACUGUUACAAGCUAUAGCUCUAAGUAAUGGCCCAGGACAGUAGGGACUAGAAGGGACACACUCGCGCUCCUGUCUAUGUUGUGUAGGGUUCUCAGUACAUUGUAUGAUAUACUGGCUUAUUCCAUGGAUGUCUGUUUAUUCUGCUCUUCAGAAAACAAACCCCAAAGACCACUUCUUGUAGAAGAUGAAAGUGUAUUAGCAGCAGGGGUUGAUUCCUUGACUUGUAGCCCUCAGUGUACAUGAGGACGUGUGAUGUAGCUUUUUCAGCAUCUGUAAAGAAACACUGGAUCAUUUUGUGUAGAAUUCUAUCAAUUCCACUCUUCAUGCACAGCCUGCACAAGAGAGAGGCAGGAACAUAGGGAAACAAAUUGAUUGAUCAGCCGAUUUCACACAAUCCAUACUGACUGUCAUCUAGUUGUCCCUGCUAGGUCCACAGACUGCUGGUAGUUUUCUCCUGGCUUCAUACACAGUGAGAGACGAGGUGGAAUCUCCUUUGGUCAAGACGACAACAAUGCGAUUUAUGUCAGGAUGCUGGGUGACGUCCGAUUGAGGGUGACACUAGACACAGAAAAAUCAAACCUGCAUCCUCAAGAUCGAAAGCUCCUGGAAAGGUUGCUGUCAACAGACCAAAAAUCACGAUUAUCGUCACGUUUUCAAAGUUUUAACAAACACCGGCGGAAACGCAGUGCAUCAGAGAAUGCCUCUCGCCAGCUUCAGUCCCUGUUGGAUCAACAGUACUCGCAGCAAGCGCAGGAGUUGAUGAGCCAACUAAAUGUGUGGAACUUUGAUAUUUUCAAUUUAGACAUUUUAACCGGGGGGAGGUCGUUAACUCAUGUUGCCAUCCAUUUAUUUAAGAAGUAUAACCUAAUCUCUGCAUUCAAACUGGACUUCAUUCAACUCAUGCAAACAUUUACCCUGAUUGAGAAUGGUUACCAUGGAAGCAAUCCUUAUCAUAACUCUGUCCAUGCUGCAGAUGUCACUCAGGCGAUGCACUGUUACUUACAGGAAGUGCAGUUAAGAAAUUCAAUUCCAAAGUUUGAGGUCAUGACCUCUCUGCUGGCAGCCAUGACACAUGACCUUGACCACCCAGGGGUAAACCAAGCAUUUCUAAUAGCAACAGCUAAUCAUCUUGCAGAUCUUUAUCAGAAUACCUCAGUGUUAGAGAAUCAUCAUUGGCGCUGUGCCGUUGGUGUUUUAUAUGAGUCAGGACUAUUCAACCAUCUUGACCAAGACGUAUGGAACCAAAUACUGGGACAGCUUCGUUCAUUGAUAUUAGCUACUGAUAUUACACGACAACAGGAAUUUCUUAGCCGGUUUAAGAAGUACCUGGAUGAUAAGAACCUAGAUUAUAAGAAUGAUUCGCAGGAUCGAAUCUUUUUAUUACAGAUAGCCUUAAAGUGUGCUGAUAUAAGUAAUCCGUGUCGAGAAUGGAGUCUGAGUAAACAAUGGAGUGAUCGAGUCUGUGAUGAGUUCUUUAGGCAAGGAGACUGCGAGAGAGAGUUACAGCUUCCUGUGACUCCUAUGUGUAACAGAUUAACGACCACCACAGCCAAAAUACAGGCUGGGUUUAUGGAAUAUGUGGUGAACCCGUUGUUUUUUGCAUGGCGACAGUUCCUUCCAUCAAAGCUCAGUCAUACGAUGCUAGAUAAUGUUGCUCAGAAUCUCAAGCACUGGCAGGAUGUGAUCACGCGGGAAGAGGAGGGAAACAAAUCCAAAGACUCGGACGAGGAGGUGGUCAACGAGGAGGAGAGGAACGACACGGUGGAGGACGGCAGGCUCCCCCUCAACUACAUCCAUAUCACCGACGAAGAGAGUAACUCCCUGUGUACAGACAGUCGCCGCGGCAGCUGUAGGAGUCUAUCCCCUGUCCGAGAAAUCACGGAAAACGGCUGGGAUCCUGAGCAGAGGCGACACAGUAUGCCUCCUGCGUACAUCAGGAGGGAAAUUACUUGUGUGACGAUUCGUAGAGAUAGUGUUCCAAUGGCUCAAUAUAUAAGGCGAAGGAGUCUACCCACAGCCAUGUUGGUUCAAACAAAUUCUCUAGAAAAACUCUCUGGGAAAUUAUCUGCCCUUGCCCAGCGGCACAACAUGGCAAACAAAAGUAUAUCUAUGGAGGAGUUGAUGUCUCGUCCCAAGAUCUCUAAUCUGACAGCCAGUUAUGAAACAAACUUACUGGCCAGUGGCCUCUCCGUCGUGACGGACCCAUACUCAAAAUCCCACAGCAGCAUUGUUCGAUUUCUCACAGUACCUCAGAACUCCUCUGACCCACCUCAUGACCCUAGUCACCAAGCAGACUUGAACACAUUCCCAUGGUCAAGCAAUAACUGUGCUCAAAACUGUGAUCAGCAAAAUAAACAUCUAAAUGAUUCAGACUGUAUCAAAGUCAAACGUAUCAGUGACCCGGACUGUAUAGGAAACCUGAACUUAGCGGGCACUUCCUCAGUCCUACCCAAAACCCACUAGUCUUUCAUUAGUAUAAACCAUUUUUAUUUGUAAAAAAUGAAAAUUUAAAAGGGUAAUUAUUUACAAUUUAACUAAUAUGAAAUUUAUAUAUAUAUAUAUUUAUAUCUACAUUAAAUAAAUUGUUGUCAUAGUUUUA
This is a messenger RNA of Magallana angulata, 3434 nucleotides long. Its product is annotated as high affinity cAMP-specific 3',5'-cyclic phosphodiesterase 7A-like. NCBI's taxonomy places the organism in Eukaryota, Metazoa, Mollusca, Bivalvia, Ostreida, Ostreidae. The record is from RefSeq and is a predicted model, not a curated record. The transcript has 14 exons. Gene Ontology annotation, molecular function: 3',5'-cyclic-AMP phosphodiesterase activity. The coding region runs from base 1364 to 3298 and encodes 644 amino acids.